AUGGCGCUGGUGUACCACCCAGACAAGCCAACGGGUGACCACAAGGCCUUCAUCUGCUUGCAGACAGCAUUCGAGCUCCUGCAGGACGCGUCCAAGCGUGCCGACUACGACCAGGAUCUCCACGAUUCUGGGAGCCAGGACGGCAUGAGCAGCAUCUUCAGCGGCGAGGGGCCCGAGACGUCCACAGCCGAGUCGUUGGCGAACCCAGAGGCGCUGCGUGAGACAUUCCUCGGCGUCCCCCAGUCCAGCUGGGAGGCUCUCGCCAGGAAGCUCAGCGCCCCGAACCGCCGGGCCCUGCUGGGAUUCCUCAACGACCAUCGUGAGAGGUACGUCCAGCCGAAGCAGGCGGACAGGACGGAGGUAUCGACCACUCGGCAGAAGGGCGGCGGGGGGCCGAGCUUGGGGAUCAUUCGCAAGGGCAGCGGUUAUGCCGCAAAGGCGACCUACGGCUCUUUCAUCGUUGCCACGUACAGGGAGGACCUGACCGGGGCCAUCGACGCCCGCAUGGCCCUUCUUCAGCUCAAAACCCGGCUGGUGGAGCUCGGCGGUAUGAAGUUCAAGUCCAAGGCAUUGGCGGCCGUGGUCGUCGAAGACAAGUUCGACGACGCCAUGAGGCAGGGGAUCUCCGAGCUGCGGGCUGCCGAGCAGGCCUCUGCGUUCUACCUCAAGUUCUCGUUCGAGCUGGCCAAGCAGAGGCACCAGCGCCUGACCUCCUCCACCACCUGCGACUUGGAGGUGGCGCUCAAGGACCGGAGGGAUCUGAUCGGAGCCAGUCCUGGCGCGGAUGCUGACAGGGUGCACAGCCGCAUCAAGGCGGAGGCCAAGGCGCGGCAGGCGGAUCUCAACGACAGCGCGCGGCGCCGGGAUGGCGUAUCAGCCCUGAUCCAGCUUCUGCAGGAGACGGCGUAA
Messenger RNA from Prorocentrum cordatum, 909 nucleotides. Lineage: Eukaryota; Dinophyceae; Prorocentrales; Prorocentraceae. The record is from the annotation of a GenBank genome assembly.